Molecule: messenger RNA, 3402 nt
Organism: Dictyostelium discoideum AX4
Lineage: Eukaryota; Evosea; Eumycetozoa; Dictyosteliales; Dictyosteliaceae
Exons: 2
Coding region: 1-3402 (1133 amino acids)
Biological process (GO): endocytic recycling; retrograde transport, endosome to Golgi
Cellular component (GO): cytosol; EARP complex
Source: RefSeq, a predicted model, not a curated record
AUGUCGUCAUUACCAUUGCCAUUUAAAUUUGAUGUUUCAAGAUUGAAAGCAAAGAUAGAUGAAGUUGAAACAGUUACAAAGAAAACAUUUAAUGCAGCAGCAAAUAUUAUUGGUGUUGAAUUGGGUGAUUCAGGAUCAAAGAAACCAAAUAAAACUCAAUACUAUAUGGAAUUGAUUAGUGAUACAAAGCCAUCAUUAACGGAAGAAGAAUUUUUAAAGAUAACACCAGCAGGUUUCUUUGACCCAAAAUUCGAUACAACUCAAUUCAUUUUAGAUUUAUUACCACCCAAUGUUAACAAUAGUUCCAGUGAGUUCUCGAUAUUCUUAGAUAGUAAUGUCAAACAAUUCACACGUGCAAUGGAUUAUGUAAAUUCGAAAUUAUACAAUAGGGUGCGUGAAAACUAUACAGAAUUCGUCCAAGGUAUGUCACAAAUUCAUGAAAUCGGUGUUGAACUUCAACGUUCAACCGUAAUGUGUUCAAAUGGUCGUAGAACAUUAUCACAAACUAAAAAGAAUUUAACUCAAACUGCUUUCAUCAUAAUGUCAAAAUAUACCAAACGUAAUUUACUCACUAAAAUGUAUAUGGAUCUAUCACAAAUUAGAGAGAUCGUUCAUUUGGAAAGAUUAUUAAAACAAACAUUAUCUGAUGGUGAUUAUCCUGCAACUAUCAAAUAUUAUCUAGAAUGUAGAAGAACAAUCACUCAACAUCUUCAUUAUAAUUGUGUACCUGAUUUAGAUAAAAAUUUACAAGAAAUUUAUCAUGUAGUUCAAGAACGUAUUGAUAAAGAUUUCUUAAUAAGUUGUAGAGAUUUUAAUUCAACAACUUAUUCAAGAGUAUUUCAAGCUUAUAAAUUAUUAGGUAGAGCAAAUAGAAUUUUAGAUAAAUUACAAAGUUAUUUUGUUGAUCCAAUUGAACCAGAAACUAGAAAUAUUGUAUAUUCACAUGUUUUAUUAGCAGAAGAGAAUAUUAUGAAUCCAGAGAGAGUUAAAGGAUUAGGUUAUAAAGAAUUAUGUAGAGAGUUAAAGGAUGAUCAUUUUGUAAAUUGUUUAUUGGCAGUAUUUGAAUAUCUUUGUGAUUUAAUGGCAAGUUUAUAUUUAAUGAAUCAAUUUCAUAUGGUGAAUCAAUUUCAUGAAGAGAGUAAAAUAUUUGAAGAUAUUACAGCGGCAUUGACAAGAUUUAAAACAACCAUUUGGGAUACCAUGCAAAAACAAGUCUCCUAUCUAUUGGCACCAAGAAAACUAUCAAAUUUUAAAAUCGAUGAUUUCCUAUUGGUUUUAAAUUCCGUCACAAAGAUAUCAGAGAUUGGUGAAGAGUUUAGUGGUCAUCCAUCACAUCAAUUGAAACAAUUGAUCAUUAAUCAAAGUAAAACUUAUCUCGAUAAUUUUCAUCGUACUCGUGUCGAUGAUUUACGUACAAUGUUAGAGAAUGAACCUUGGAAUUCAAUACCGGUUGGUGCUGAUUUCAAUGCUAAAACUGAAUUACGUUUAAAUAAAAAACAAAAGGUUUCUCAUACUGAUCGUUUAAGAGGUGAUCAAUUAUUUCAAUCAAUUAAAGAAAAAGGAAACCCUUUCUCUGAAUUAAUAUCUUAUAAAAAGAAUAGAUUACCUUCAAAUCAAACUUCUCCAACUUUAAAAUCAACUUCUACAACAACAGCAGCAACAGCAACAACAACAACAGCAACCACUAAUCAAAAUAAAAAAGAUACAAAAUUAAAAGAUAAUGAAGAUAGUGAUGAUGAUGAAAAUGAAGAAUUAAAACAAGAUUAUAUUCAAGAAGAUCAAGAUUCUGAUGACGAUAACAAUAAUGAUAAUCAAUCAAUAAAGAAAAAGAAAGAAAAAAAACAAAAAGAAAAAGAAAAACAAGACAAUUCUUAUGGUGGUGGUGGUGGUGGUAGUAGUGGUGUUAAUGAAACUUUAGUAUUAGUAUCAUCUGCAACUAUUAGUUUUGUAAGAUACAUUGGUAAAUACUUGGAGAUGAUGGAAAUGUUACCACAUAUUUCUGUUGAUAUCUUUAAUUCAAUUUGUCAAUUGGUUGAAUACUAUAUGUACACUGUUUAUUCAUUCAGUGGUUAUUUAGAUCCACAAGGUUUCAGUUUAGAAGCUUUAACUACAAAAAUGGAGAAAACAAUCUCUGAGAAACAAUUUGAAGAUUUAUCAUUUACAAAACCACAAGUCUCUAAAUUUAUCAAUAAAAUGAAAGAACGUGUUGGUUUACCACCAAAUUUAGCUACAAAUAUUGCAACUUCAACCGCUAAUACUGUAAUGUCUGGUAUCUCUGGUAUUUCAAACAUUACUAAUAUUUCACCAUUAUCAACUUUAUCAUUUAUAAAUUCUUCAAUUAAAAAUAUAGCUUCAAAUAUAAAUUCACCAAAUUUAUCGCCACAACAAUCUCAAAAUAAUAAUAAUAAUAAUAGUACAUUACAAUCUUCAAAUUCAACUUCAUCAUUACAAUCAAUACAACAACAACAAUCUCAACAAUCAUUACAAUCUCAACAACAACAACAACAACAACAAUCACAACAAAUUUCACCAACAACACCAAUUACACCACAACAAACAAUUCAAGCUGAUGGAUCAAUUAAAUGGGUGCCAAGUAAAAUUAAUUAUUUUGGUUUACAAUUAGGUGAUCCAAAAUUAUUUUUUAAUUUACCAGUUCGUAUGGUAGCUAUUGAAUCAUUAUCAUUCAUUGCAGAGGCAUUGAUUGUUUGUAGACCAUUGUUUGAACAAUUAUUACCACCAAAUCAGACUGAUAAUAUUAAUGAAUUCUAUAAUUCAAUCAUUGGUAUCAUACCUGGAUUACAAGGUCAUUUAAUUAAAUGUACAAUUAGUGCCAUUUUCACUCAUCAAGCAAGUCCUCAAUAUUUCUCAAAUACAAUUUCAAAUAUUAAAUGGGAUAUGAAAAUUAGUAAUCCCGGUAAAAGCUCAUAUGUAGAUGCUUUCAUUAAAGAGUUUACAAUUUUCUUUAAUGGUUUAGAUAAAUGUGUUGCCAAUUCAACUCAAUUCACUGAUACUCCUGUCAUUAAUCGUCCAUUACGUGAUCAUAUCGUUAAAUUGGCUUUCGAAUAUUUCAUUCAACAAGUGGUCGAUGGUUAUUCAAAGAUUAGAAAAUGUACAAAUGAAGGUCGUGCCACUAUGAUUCAAGAUGUUAUGAGCUUGAAAAAUGGUCUCGAAAAAAUUAGUGGUGGUGUAAGAAUUCCAAAUAUUUCUUUCGCUGAAGAAUAUAUCAAAGGUUUCUAUCAAUUGGCUGCUUUCUCUGAAAAAGAUGUCAUCGAAUGGGCAAAACAACAUGAUGAAUAUCCAAUUCGUUAUGUUGUAAAUUUAUUAAAUUUAAUUAAAGCUUCAAAUCCAAAUUUAAUUAAUCAAUUAGAAGAAAUGGAUCGUAAAAGAAGAUUUAUUAAAUAA